AUGCCUACUCUUAAUGCUCACCGGACUUUCGAACCACCGCUAAUGCCUUCUCUUGUCGAUUUUGAGCGUCGCCGUUCAACCACAUCUUCACUCUCCCACCAUUCCGACUCACUGGGAGGACUCCAGUCACCACCACCCAGAAGCAGAUCAAGCCGACCCAAGAGCGCCAAAUUCUCAUCAUACCGACUACGCAGCAACUCUGGACUCACACUACACACUAAUGAAGAUGUUCUGCGACAGUAUACCGAUUAUCAUCCUGACGGUACACCACGUGCUGGACUCUACAGCAAUGGCGUGGGGCAAUGGUCUGGCGAGAGGUUGAGGAGUAUCGACUCAGUUGCAUCUUCGUCUAGAAGCCAAAGAUCCAGUAUCGCCUAUACUGAGUCGGAGAGCUCUGGCGAGUUGCCUAUUCCUGAUCUUGUCGGUCGCGAAAUGUUUGAUAUGGUCAUGGCCGACCACGCUGCUAGUGGACAAUUGUGGAAGUUUGCUGCCGAUCGCGGCGUCGGCCAGAAUGUCGACUAUCUUAUGAAGAUUCGCGACUAUAUCGCAUCUCUGGAACAAGUUGUCAUUCAACUAUCGACAAUCUCAACCUCCUACACAUCCAUCACAGCAACCUCACCACUUGGCCUUCCCUCACCAAUGUCCAAGGCUCUCAACACCAACAUCAAGCAUCUCACAACAUCUCUUAUCCCAAGUUUGGAAAACAUGUUUCUCGAGUCAAAGGCAUACAUCGAGCAGCGCAUCGUUAGAGAAAUAUUUCCCGACUUUGUCAAGCAACAGUUAUCACAAUGCACCAGUCUGGCUUUGUCCCUGGAUGCAGAAGGCGACUCGCCACUGAACCCCUAUCCAGGAUUGAAGGGUUCCUUCUGUCUAAGCGACCCUUCAAGAUCCGGAAACCCGAUCAUGUUUGCCUCUGAUGAAUUCGAGGAAUUGACAGGAUAUUCGCGAACCGAGGUCUUAGCACACAAUUGCCGAUUCCUUCAGGGGCCACAGACUGACAGGGAUCGCAUUGCUAACAUGCGGUCAGCCAUCUGGCGGAAUGACGAAUGUACAGAACUACUCCUGAACUUCCGAAAGGAUGGAACGCCUUUCUGGAAUCUUCUAUUCCUGUGCCCGAUGCUUGACAGCACUGGCAAGACAAAGUUCUUCAUGGGUGCCCAGAUCGAUGUCUCGUCUUCUAUUCGCGGCACCGACGAUGUUCUCAAGAUCUUGUCUUACGGCGCUCUCGAGGAGGAAAGGGCUACUGAGCGCUGCAGCUCCCGAUGGGCUGGCGAUACAUUGCACGAUGAGCCCGAACACGACGACACAUAUGAAGCCAAGAAUGACCACCAUUUCAAGGCGGCGAAGAAAGGAGGCUUCUUCAAGUCGUUUAAGAAAGCGCCUCCACCACCUCUCUCGCCACCCCUGAGCCCCCGUCGCAGUUCUGACAGACCCCGGUCAUCAGCCGGACCCACGGCCUCCGACAAGACCUUGAGCACCCGAAGUGUUAUCAGGAGAUUCUCCAAUCAGCCUGAAAUGCUUAUGUCAACUUAUGCUCGGUACAUGAUUCUCGAGCAUGUUCCAUCUUAUCCCAAAUCUCUCGGCGCGAUGCCACUGGAUCAGGAGAUGAAGUACCCGCCAAAGCUGUGCGUUUCCUUCUAUUCUAAGGAAAUGCUUGAGGCACUCGAUCUUGGCCAGGCUGCUGAAGCCAUUGUGGGCAAGGAUAUCUUUGAUAUCAUGACUGAACAAGCUACACUGCCUUCAGUCACGAAAGCGUUCAAGUCAACAGUUCGAGACCUUGUCGUUCGCGACGGAAAGUCAGUCUCACUCGACCUCACUCUUGCAAACCACAUUCCCCGCCGCGCCAACACAGCAAGGACAAUAAGUAGCGACAGCGGCGACGCAUCUCCCAAGAAGCCAGCCAAGUUAAUGAGCCACUGGACACCCCUCAAAGAUACCGAGGGUCAGGUCAAGUAUGUGGUCAUGAUUGUUUCACCAGUCUAA
This is a messenger RNA of Fusarium coffeatum, 1983 nucleotides long. RefSeq lists its product as uncharacterized. The transcript is spliced from 2 exons. NCBI's taxonomy places the organism in Eukaryota, Fungi, Ascomycota, Sordariomycetes, Hypocreales, Nectriaceae. Bases 1 to 1983 code for a protein of 660 amino acids. The record is from RefSeq and is a predicted model, not a curated record. Gene Ontology annotation, cellular component: nucleus.